This is a messenger RNA of Achroia grisella, 950 nucleotides long. Its product is annotated as protein krueppel-like. Gene Ontology annotation, biological process: regulation of transcription by RNA polymerase II. NCBI's taxonomy places the organism in Eukaryota, Metazoa, Arthropoda, Insecta, Lepidoptera, Pyralidae. Gene Ontology annotation, molecular function: DNA-binding transcription factor activity; RNA polymerase II cis-regulatory region sequence-specific DNA binding. The coding region runs from base 51 to 950 and encodes 299 amino acids. The transcript has 2 exons. The record is from RefSeq and is a predicted model, not a curated record.
UAUAACAACGAGUGGCGCGAAUAAAUGCAUUUUCCGUGAAUUGAUGUGAGAUGGCCCUGUCGCUGCAGUCGACGCAGAAUUCGAGAGGUGUGUCAGUGAGGCCCCUAUCAACUAUGCGUCAGGAGUCGUUGCCGAUGUUAGCAGAGCGGCUCUUGGCUACCCGCGCCGCAGCUCUUGUCGCAGGAUUACCCGCCGAGUUGUACUCUGGCGCAUUACUAGCAGCAUGGCCUCCGUCACCACCGGCACCACUGUUGCCACCCCCAGAGUUUGAAAGAACUAGGAAACGACGGCGAACACCCAAGCUUGAAGACACCACGUCUACAGCUCCACCUUCUCCACCUUCUUCGGGCUCCUCUCCAGGUGCGACUGAUCCGCCACGGGAUAAAUUAUUUACUUGCAAAGUUUGCUCCCGCUCUUUCGGCUACAAACAUGUCCUACAAAAUCAUGAGCGCACGCACACAGGUGAAAAACCAUUUGAAUGUGGCGAAUGUCACAAAAGGUUUACCCGCGAUCAUCAUCUGAAAACGCAUUUACGUCUUCAUACAGGAGAAAAACCUUACAGUUGCCCACAUUGUCCACGUCACUUCGUGCAAGUUGCAAACUUACGACGGCAUCUACGUGUCCACACUGGAGAGCGGCCAUAUGCAUGUGCGCGAUGUCCGGCUCGCUUUUCUGAUUCAAACCAGCUGAAAGCUCAUGCUUUAGUACAUGAAGGAGAUGCCCCAUUCGCGUGCCGCUGUGGAGCUAGGUUUAGACGCCGGCAAGCUGCAGCAUUACACAGAUGCUCAGGUACCGGCUGUGAACCUGAUAUGCCUAGUCCACCGGCGGCAUCAGCGCCGGAUUGGCGUUGGGAUGAGUGGCCCGAACAAACGGAGCCCGAGGACCUGUCGCUACCUAGGAGACCGGCCACGCCGGACUCGCCCACCGACUUGCGCGUUCAUUCUGCGUAG